Messenger RNA from Lates calcarifer (barramundi perch), 3893 nucleotides. It is a transcript of the gene adam28, whose product is annotated as ADAM metallopeptidase domain 28. Gene Ontology annotation, molecular function: metalloendopeptidase activity. Bases 101 to 2410 code for a protein of 769 amino acids. NCBI's taxonomy places the organism in Eukaryota, Metazoa, Chordata, Actinopteri, Centropomidae. Gene Ontology annotation, cellular component: plasma membrane. The transcript is spliced from 23 exons. Gene Ontology annotation, biological process: proteolysis. The record is from RefSeq and is a predicted model, not a curated record.
ACACACAAUGAGUCAAGAUGCUGAUUUAUGGCUUUUAUGCAAAAAAGGAAGAAGCGGCUGAAAUUUCAUCCAUCAAAAAGUGACUGUCUACACUUGGACAAUGACGCGAACUCUCCUAUUGUGGAUCCUCAUCCUAAAUGCCUCGCUCAAGCCCUCAGAAAGCCAUGGGAAUGAUUUUGAGGACGUGAAGGACUAUGAGGUGGUUCGACCCGUCAGACUUCACACAGUCAGAAAAAGACAUGCAGAGUACCUCAGACCAGAGACUAUUAAGUAUGCAAUGACCGUGGGAGGAAAAGACAUCGAAAUGCAACUAGAAAAAAAUGAUGAAUUACUCACCAAAGACUACACAGAGACCUACUACCAAGAAGAUGGAACUCGAGUCACCACAACUCCAAAUGAUAUCGAUCACUGCUACUAUCAUGGGAGGAUUGUGAAUGACAGCAAGUCGUCUGUUAGCAUUAGCACUUGUGAUGGUCUCAGGGGCUACUUCAGAACAUCUGCCCAGAAAUACCUGAUUGAGCCCCUGUCUGGUGGCGAUGAGGGGGAUCAUGCAGUAAUGACAUUCAAUGAGAAGAACUUCACACCUGCAGUGUGUGGUGUCACCAACACCAGCUGGAGCGAUGACUUUGAACCCCCAACAAGCCGCAGCCGUUCCAGAUCAGCGGGUUUAAGUAUUGUCCAGCAACAGAAAUACAUUGAGCUCUUCCUUGUUGCUGAUCACCGUGAGUAUGUGAAGAUGAAGCAGGAUCAGACAGAGCUGAGAAAGAAGAUAUUUGAAAUCGUCAACUUUGUCAACAUGGCCUAUAAACCCUUCAGGACCUUUAUUGCUCUGGUGGGCCUAGAGGUCUGGUCCAAUGGUGACUUGAUCUCUGUGACCCCCCCAGCUGGGGCCAACCUGGAUGCAUUCAUGAAGUGGAGGAACACUGAGCUGGUCAAGAGGAAAAAACAUGACAAUGCGCAUCUCAUCAGUGGUAUUGACUUUGAAGGAGCAACUGUAGGACUGGCUUUUAUUGGGACUCUUUGCUCUGGUCACUCUGUUGGAGUGGUUCAGGAUCACAGUGACCAAGCCAUUGCAGUGGGGGCUACACUGGCUCAUGAGAUGGGCCAUAACCUGGGUAUGGACCACGACGACUCCAGUGGCUGUGCUUGUUCUGAGGAUAGCUGCAUCAUGGCUGCAGCCCUCAGCUGGAAAAUUCCUCGGACUUUCAGCAGCUGCAGCAGCAAUAACUAUGAGAAAUACCUGAUGACCCGCACCCCCAGCUGUAUGCUGGACAAACCUGACUACAGGAGUAUGGUGGCUCCCUCAGUGUGCGGGAAUGGGUUUGUAGAAAAAGGAGAGCAGUGUGACUGUGGCACUGUGGAGGAGUGCACCAACCCAUGUUGCAAUGCUACCACUUGCAAUCUGAAGGAGGGUUCACAGUGUGCUGAGGGCGAGUGCUGUGAGAACUGCAAGAUCUCGUCUCGCUCCAGGGAGUGCCGCAGAGCACAGGAUGAGUGUGAUCUGGCAGAGUACUGCGACGGGAAGAGCGCCACCUGUCCUGAGGAUGUGUUUGCUGUGAAUGGUCUCCCAUGUGACAAAGGCCUGGGAUACUGCUACAACGGCCAGUGUCCACAGAGGCCGAACCAGUGUGUCAAGAUGUAUGGAUCCGGUGCUAUAGAGGCUCGUGCAUUCUGCUACAACCAGAACACCAGAGGAACUUACUAUGCCUUCUGCCGCCGUCCUGCAAAUGACCAGUACAUCCCGUGCCAGCGAGAAGACAUAUACUGUGGGAAGCUCUUCUGCCAUAAUGGUAAUGAAAACCCUAACUAUGGCCGCAUGGUGAGGGUCAGUGACUGCAAGGCAGCUUUCUUUGAAGACUACACUAAAGACUACGGCCAGGUGGACACUGGGACUAAAUGUGGGGAUGGAAAGGUGUGCAGCCAGAAUGAGUGUGUGGAUCUUGAGACAGCUUACAGAAACACAAACUGCUCUGCAAAAUGCCCAGGCCAUGCUGUGUGCAAUCACAGAAGUGAGUGUCAGUGUGAGCCUGGAUGGAUGCCUCCUUACUGCAAUUCAGAGGAUGGAGCUUUUACUAAUCUUUCUACCGGAGCAGCUGUUGCCAUCGCAAUGACAGUUAUACUAGUGACUCUCGGUAUCAUUGCUGGUGUGGUAGGGUACAUCUGGAAAAAACGACAAAGCCCCAUGUUUGCAACCACACACACCCAGAGGAAGCAGCCAGCAGUGGACAGGUCCGCUACCCGCUUUAACCAAGGGCAAGCUCCUCGUCACCCCAACCCAAAGAUUGCAGGGCCAAAGCCCAAAGGAGCUCCACCUCCACCACCUCCAGCGGGGAACAGACCUAAACCCCCAAGCCAGAACUACAUAGCUGCACGACAGGCUCUGAGGCCAGUACCUCCACCAAAGGUCUGAUGUCUGACACAGUGCCAUCUCCUGAGUAAACCUGGAGGAGACUCACCUUUCUCUGUCGUCAACAAGAAGCUACUGGUAAUCCAGAGAAACAGAGACAAGUUUUCAUCAAAGGCUUCCUGUCAUGAUGGUUUCCUCUGCAGUCUUCUCACUGCAGUGCUGUCAGAAGCACCCAGUGUGUUUACACCAGUGACAUGCAGACUAAGGAGGGACAAACUGGACUAUUCUUACUCGAAUGCCAUGCACUUAGGACUUGUUAUUACAGGGAUGAAUUUUUUUUAAGGCACUUUUUUUUUUACUAUAGGGUUAGGGUUAGUGCAGCUCUGACCCUGAAUGUGAGCCAUGUGAUUUUACAUGUUCUUUUAUUUUGUAUGGUGCAGAGUAUUGCACAAAACUAAACUGCAGUAGGUUAAUAUUUUAUGUUAUUGUUCUGUAUGUUGUCCUGAUAAUCUUUCAAAUGAUGGUCUAAAAUUUCUGGUCCAUUGUAGCGUAGUGUAAUAGAAAAAACUAAUUUGUAGAUUUCAGACUCAGAAACACUGAUCUUAAUAAUUGUCUUUACUCUGCCACUGAAAAGAUUUGUAUUAGGCUCUAUGUAGCAUUUUCUGUUAAAUCUCAAGCAAUGUCUUCAUUCAAAAUACUGUAAAAUGAGGGAACACAAGAGAUAAGUGGAUUGAUGUUUUUAGAUAUAUUUUCAAAAGAAAAAAGGUCCAGUUAACUAUAAAAUAGACAUGUCAGAAACUGAAUAUACAGCACGUUGUCUGCUACAUGUUCAAGAUCCAGUUUAUUCCCAGUGAAAUUAAAUGUCAUCAUGACACUGAUGUUCUGAUUGUGAGGGUAUUUACACUUAGCUCAAUGCUUGAGAUUUAACCACCACAUUUAACUUGUAACAGUUGUUUCUAAUUAUUAUUACUAAUUUGGUUUAUGUGAAUAGAUUUUUGCCAUGCACCUUUGUUAUACUGCUGCUUCUCUCAAAUGAGUUCACUAAGUGAACAUGUACAUGAUGUAAAAAAAACAUUAUAUGAGCUCAAUAAUUGUUAAUUGUUUUUUUUUUUUUUUGUGCUGCAAGGCUAAAAACAGCAGCCUAAAUGUGAAAGCAUCACUAACCAAAAUCUUAUCAGCAGUGAAGAUGCAACAAGCAGCAAGAUUUCAUAUUACUGUAAAUGUUCCAAUUUAACAAAUGUCUUAAAAACAAAACACUAUGUUCUUGGCCUGUACUGCAUUAAAGGAGGUCAUAAUCCAGGUGGUAGUGAUAUUAGAAGGCCUGUGACUAAAUUAAUAUCCCCCACAGCUUCCUCUUGAGCAAGGCAUUAAUCCCACUCUCCCACUGAAGAGGUUGGCAGUUCAAAGCCAGAAUGUCUUGAUCUGUCAUUGAGAAAGUUUGUAAAUAAUGAAUGAAUUCAUGUAAAUUAAUGCAGAGAAAUACAUGUGUAUUUCAUACAAGUUCUACAAAUGAAUUGUGUGCAAAAAAACUACACUUUGAAACAUU